Pestalotiopsis fici W106-1 is the source of this 1941-nucleotide messenger RNA. RefSeq lists its product as uncharacterized. The transcript is spliced from 5 exons. Lineage: Eukaryota; Fungi; Ascomycota; Sordariomycetes; Amphisphaeriales; Sporocadaceae. The coding region runs from base 1 to 1941 and encodes 646 amino acids. Gene Ontology annotation, molecular function: DNA-binding transcription factor activity, RNA polymerase II-specific; zinc ion binding; DNA binding. The record is from RefSeq and is a predicted model, not a curated record. Gene Ontology annotation, biological process: DNA-templated transcription; regulation of DNA-templated transcription.
AUGCAGACUCUCCGCCAGCCCCGAAGCGACACAGACGAGCAACAAGACAUUGGAAUUUCCCUGGCCUGUCUGAGAUGCCGGAAGCGCAAGAUCAAGUGUGAUCGCAAAAACCCUUGCGCAAAAUGCCGCCAGGCUGGUGCCGAGUGCGAUCGCGGACCCGGCGAAAAAUUAAGACCAACGCCCAAGAGCUAUGUCCAAGCACUCGAGAGUCAAGUGGCCUCGCUGGAAAUUCUGCUCCGUGCAGUUGCAGACGCCGACAAUGAUCAGCGCGCGAGCAUGCUCGCAGAAUACGGAUCUGACACGACAGCGUCCGCUCUGCCAUCACUAGAACCAACAAUCGGCGUCAGACCAUUGGAAAAUUCAGACACGAGAGACGGUGACCUGGCUCGGGCAAGGGCAAAGAUGGGCCAGCUUCGUAGGCUGGUUGGAGGCGGAGCCGCUCAGUUCUAUGGUGGCACCAGUCUUCUCCAGAUAUCCCUCUCUGGAGAAUCACAACAACAACCCGACUCGACCGAAACGCGGUCGACCAGUCAAGAUACCAGUGAUAUUGAAUCCCAGGCGGCAUAUUCAUCAGCAGGUGGCAGUCUUGGCUCCCCAUCUGCUCAAAUGUGCUACUAUGAACCCCACAACGCCGUUGCGCAAGAGUUGAUGGUGGCCUUUUUCAAGCAUCAGUAUCCGUUCAACAUGUCAAUACACCGUGAGUACUUUAUAAGAGAAUACCACGAGUUUACAGGACGACGCUACUCCGACGUGCUGAUCUGUGCGAUCUGUGCCACUGGCGCUCUCGCUACCGACGACGUUGCAAAGAGAUCACUAGCCGAAGUCUACUUGCAACGAGGACAACAGCUCGUACAAGCCUCACUGGAUCAUCCCGACAUCACGCUUUUACAGGCAUUGUUACUCCUGGGCCAGUGCGAAAUAGGGCGGGGACGCACCUCUCGAGGAUGGCUGCUAUGCGGAAUGGCUUUUCGGCUGACCCACGAGAUGGGCCUGCACCUUGACCCUUCCAACUGGGUUGUUACUCCUGCCGCCAGUGCUGCCACAUUAGACAAUGAAGGAGAAGAAGACAUUGACCGCGAAAUAUUUCGCCGCGUGUACUGGGCGGCCUUUGCCCUCGACAAACAGCUCAGUCUCUUCUUUGGCCGCCCGCCAGCCUUACAUACAUAUGAGUCAGAUGUGCGCAACCCCGUGAGACUGCCUUACCCGCCCAACUGGAAAUCGCUUCUGGAUUCCUGCGGCAUUCACGACAACUCGGUCGAAGAUGGUGUCACCCACGUGGAGGCAUUCAUACACCAGGCUGAGCUGUCCAAGAUUUUGCAUCGCAUGAUUACUGGGCUGUUUGAAAACCGCAGGUCCAACCCUGAUGAUGCCAUGGUUGUUGCCAUGGUGCAACAGAUCAACGUCUCCUUGAAUAGGUGGCUUAUGACACUACCAAGCCGGUUGCACUGGAAUCAGUGGUCCAUUGGACAGAUUCCAGCAAGCGUCAUCCAUCUUCACUUCCUCUUCCACACGGCCAUGAUCACGCUCCACAGACCUCCUCGUAACCUCUGGAGCAAGCCGGGCGUAUCGACGAGUGACGACGUUGAAAUAUGCUACGAGUCUGCAACAGCAAUUUUGCGGCUCAUUCGAUCAUAUAAAAAGUAUUACCAACUUUGUUUCCUGCCGCUCGACUUUGCCUAUACCUUAUCGACGACUGCCGGUGUCGUUUUAAUGAGGCGGCACUUCGAGAACCUGGCUUGGGACCAUCCCGACAUUGCUCGCCAACUCAGCCAGCUUCUGCAAGCCAUGGAUGAGAUCAAGGGAGUUUGGCCUUGUAUCGUGGAGGUUAAAGAUAGCAUUCUCCGUGCCCGUGAUAAACAAGGCAUGAUAACUGCUCAGCCCAAUGCAAGUCAAAAUUCAUAUUUUAUUCCACACUUCUUUAAUAUAAACGAUUAUUCGUAA